UAAUAUAUAAUAUCGAUGGCAGAAACUUUACUAUUAUUGCAAAUUCUGAUAAUGAGGAUCAACGUCGCCGGAGUUUUCAUCCUCGUCGGACUCUCCGUCCUUGCCGCCGUCGAAGGACGUAAUGUUUUGAAACUUCCGUCGGAAACUUCCAGAUUCUUCGAUGACGCCGCCGAUGACUCUGUUGGAACCAGAUGGGCCGUCCUUCUUGCCGGAUCAAGUGGUUAUUGGAAUUAUAGACAUCAGGCUGAUGUAUGCCAUGCAUAUCAGCUGUUGAGAAAAGGUGGUCUCAAAGAUGAAAAUAUUAUUGUCUUCAUGUAUGAUGACAUUGCUUACAAUGAAGAGAACCCAAGACCAGGAGUUAUCAUUAAUAGUCCUGCUGGUGAGGAUGUUUACAAAGGAGUUCCUAAGGAUUACACGAGAGAUGAUGUUAAUGUGCACAACUUUUUAGCUGUUCUCCUUGGUAACAAAACUGCUCUUACUGGAGGUAGCGGAAAGGUGGUGAAUAGUGGUCCAAAUGAUCAUAUUUUCAUAUUCUAUAGUGAUCAUGGUGGCCCUGGGGUGCUUGGGAUGCCUACCAAUCCUUAUCUCUAUGCGAGGGAUCUGAUUGAUGUGUUAAAAAAGAAGCACGCUGCUGGGACAUAUAAAAGCUUGGUACUGUACAUUGAAGCUUGUGAGUCCGGAAGUAUAUUUGAGGGCCUUCUUCCUAACGGUCUAAAUAUUUAUGCCACAACAGCUUCAAAUGCUGAAGAGAGCAGCUGGGGAACCUAUUGUCCUGGUGAAUAUCCUAGUCCUCCUCCAGGAUAUGAGACCUGUCUGGGUGAUUUGUAUGCUGUUUCCUGGAUGGAGGACAGUGAAAUGCACAAUUUGCGGACUGAAAAUUUGAGGCAGCAGUAUCACCUGGUCAAAAGGAGAACAGCUAAUGGAAAUUCUGCUUAUGGUUCCCAUGUCAUGCAAUUUGGUGAUCUACAACUGAGUAUGGAGUCUCUGUUCAGUUAUAUGGGUACAAAUCCUGCAAAUGAAAACUACACAUAUGUAGAUGACAAUUCCUUGUGGGCAUCAUCAAAGGCUGUGAACCAGCGUGAUGCAGAUCUUUUGCAUUUCUGGGACAAGUUCCGCAAGGCUCCUGAAGGCUCUGCUCGGAAAGUUGAAGCUCAGAAACAAUUCACUGAAGCUAUGUCACACAGAAUGCACCUAGAUGAUAGCAUUGCCCUUGUUGGUAAGCUUCUGUUUGGAAUUCAAAAAGGUCCUGAGGUGCUGAAGCGUGUUCGAUCUGCUGGUCAGCCUCUUGUUGAUGACUGGACCUGCCUUAAAUCCUUUGUAAAAACAUUUGAGAUACACUGUGGAGCGUUAUCCCAAUAUGGAAUGAAACACAUGCGCUCCAUUGCCAAUAUCUGUAAUGCUGGAAUUAAGAUGGAGCAGAUGGUGGAGGCAUCAGCACAAGCUUGUCCUAGCAUCCCCUCCAAUACUUGGAGUUCCCUCCACAGGGGUUUUAGUGCAUAAACGCCAUGGAAUGUUCAGUCUCACACUUUGAUGCUGCUGCUAGUAUAAGUUACCAUUAUCAGUGUCAUUUUGUGUCCUAUUUGUAAAUUGUGAUUUGAUCCUCUGGUAUAGUGAAGUCUACCAGUAUUGGUAUCAGGAUUCAUGUAAAUCAGGAUUCAUGUAAUGUAUGUAAAUUGGUGCUCCGUAAAUACAGUUGAAAAAGCACAACUUAUCGUUUUGAUUA
This is a messenger RNA of Solanum dulcamara, 1723 nucleotides long. RefSeq names its product vacuolar-processing enzyme-like. The coding region runs from base 16 to 1500 and encodes 494 amino acids. NCBI's taxonomy places the organism in Eukaryota, Viridiplantae, Streptophyta, Magnoliopsida, Solanales, Solanaceae. The record is from RefSeq and is a predicted model, not a curated record. Gene Ontology annotation, molecular function: cysteine-type endopeptidase activity. Gene Ontology annotation, biological process: vacuolar protein processing. The transcript has 9 exons.